This is a messenger RNA of Rodentolepis nana, 2463 nucleotides long. NCBI's taxonomy places the organism in Eukaryota, Metazoa, Platyhelminthes, Cestoda, Cyclophyllidea, Hymenolepididae. The record is from the annotation of a GenBank genome assembly.
AUGUUGCCCUAUAAACUGCCAGAACACGAAGCAACAUUUCAUCCUCCAUCUUUCAGCAGUUCUGAUAGAUGGCAAUCGUCAUCUUGGUGUCGAAGUCCACCCAUCCCUCAAGGACCAACCUCUAUUCAGGAACAUCACUCCUUUCACAAUAAUCAUACCAAUAAUAACGGUGCUCAUCGAGAGUUCUUCCAUAAAGACGACUCAUCUCAACAGCCAAAUCAUCUACCCUCGGUGCCAGAUCAAGUACAUCUGGAGAAUUCUGGUUUUGGAGGAAUACGAGAAACCAGAGAACUAUCAAAAUGGGAGAUAGAAGAGGAUUCUAACUCCGCUCCAACCUCAACAGCUGUUCCUACUUCAAAUAGUGAAAGUGGAGAAGCCUUUUGGUCUUCGACCCUUUCACGAGUAGCAGCCGUGGCUGCUGCAGCAAUGGCCUGUGCGUCGGUGCCUCCAAGAAACCAUCGAGAUGAACAAACUGACUUUGAAGAAACUUCUCAGCUAGCCAGUGAUGAAGCCAACAAAAUCGACCUGAAAGAACAAUGGAACCGAAGUCAACGUAAACUACACGGAAGAAGAAGCCUCGCAAGCGAAAGCACGGACGUUGCGGUUCCCAAAAGACAGCCUCAGAUACCAUUCGUUGAUUCUAGUGGUUCACCAUCAGCGAAAAGUGAUACACCCGUAUCUCUUUCGACAGUUUACCCACCUAUUCAAUUGCCCCAAAUUCAGAAUGGCUCAUGGACCAGCACAAGUGAUAUGAACAUUCAAUGGUCUGCCAAUACCUCAAAUGAUCCUUUAAAGAAUGGGAGUAGUUCCAUGAAUUCCCAAUGGCAAUCUGAUUCUAGUGAUCCAACUCAACGAUUCUAUGGAGACAAUCAGUUCGUGAAACCUUUCUCGUAUUCAAGUAAUGAGGUAUUUCGUUCACUUGGUAUUAGCUCCAACCUCUCUGAAGAUGCUCUUUACGUAAUGUCGGCUUCAAAACAAAAUCCUGGCGAUGGAUUCCCCCAAUUUCCCACUUCAACCAAUACCCCAAUCAAGUCUGAACUCCAACCUGAAUACUCUCAAGUUCAUCAAUAUUUGGACCCUUGCCAGAGACGUUAUCCUGAUCCGACUGAUUGGUCCCAAAAGCGACUACCACCCCCUUCCAGCUAUGAACCAGAUUUUAGAGAACGGAAGCCACUUACUGAAAUGGGACUCCCUCUAACCCCACAUCUGCCAGCGGCUAAUUCAACUCCCUGUGACUAUUUUCUUGAGUCCAGACAACGACGAGACUCUUAUGCAGCAUCUAUAACUCCACCAAGGGGAGAAUUCUCACCCAUACCAAACUACUUCAGUCUGUUUUCCAGUGGAGGAAAAGAAGGAGACUCGCAUUUUGGACCACCCCCUAUGCUUUAUCCAUCGGUCAUGGAACCUGGAAACUCGGGUCCUUUUGGUCAAUCAUCUGGAGGUUCGCAAUUGUCAAAUCCACCAAAUCGGAUGGAACUACAACAACAGCAACAACAACAAUUUUGCCUCGUUUGUGGUGAUAAUGCUGCCUGUCAACAUUAUGGAGUAAGAACAUGCGAAGGUUGUAAAGGUUUCUUCAAGCGAACGAUUCAGAAGAACGCUCACUACGUAUGUCUGCAAACUAAAAAUUGCAUCGUUGAUAAACGCAGAAGAAACCGUUGUCAAUAUUGUCGUUUCCAAAAAUGCCUCAAAGUUGGAAUGGUCAAAGAGGUGGUUCGACGUGAUAGUUUGAAAGGGAGACGAGGUCGACUGUCUGCCAAAGCGAGAUGUCCAAUCGAGGGCGAAGGUGGUGGUGGUGGUGGAGCAGACAAUGCCCACAAAGGGUUCGCAAUGAAUGUGGCUGGUGGUCAUGGGGCAGGGUUUGUGCUUUCCGGAGACAAGGGAGCCCACGCGGGUGUUCUCUCUGUCGGUUAUGGUAAUGGCAGUGGACCUGCUGGUACCACAAGUAGCAGCGCCAGUUGUAUGACGCUUCUCUCAAUGCUCACAAAGGCAUAUGAAACUGUUGAUUGCACUCUUGAGGCAGCUCAUCUUUUUAAACACCCACCGGGAUCGAACUACCUUGCCAAAGAUCGUGACCAACAGGGAUUUGAAAAGGAUGAAGAUGCUCUCAUUCAGAUGGCAAUUAAGAACCUUGGAGAAUCCGUUGAGGUUAUCCGACAAUACGCCGAAUUAGUACCCGGAUUUUCUUCCCUCACUGAAGCUGAUCGGGAAAAGAUUAUCCUACUACACUCUGCAGACCUGAUCACCUUCCGUAUGGCAUUUAGGACGGCCAAAGCAGCUGCAGAGCGAGCCCAGUUAAAUCUCUUCCAUCCAAAUAGCACUCAAUCAAGUCCCUAUUUCAGGCCUCCCAUUCCCACAGACACGCCUAGAAUACCGCAACAGUCAAAUAUAUCGGCACCUCAACAAACAGGCCCACCUUUCCCCGGUGGCAUUGUUGAAUGGCAUUCUCAANAAACCCACUAA